This is a messenger RNA of Prorocentrum cordatum, 2997 nucleotides long. The record is from the annotation of a GenBank genome assembly. Lineage: Eukaryota; Dinophyceae; Prorocentrales; Prorocentraceae.
AUGGGAGGCGGCCUUCGCGAGCCUUUCGAGCCUCGCCUUCCUGGUACCGGCCUUGGCGUGCUGGCGCAUGGGGAGGACCUGGCACACUUUCAUGUUCGUCCUCCUGGCCGUGACCUGCUCCUCUUGCCACUUCUGCGCCGCCCCGAGCGGCUUCGGAGUAUGCUCCCCAGGGUCAGCGGACUGGUUCUCCGCCCUGCGCACGGUCUGGGGCUACUUCUGCCUGCUGCAGACCGCCCUGGCGAUGCUGGGCCCCGAGGCGCGCCGGGGGCCGCGCCGCCCCAGGACGGGCACAGCCCCACCGCCCUGCUCCGGUUUCGGUCCCGCAGCCGGGCGCCCCUGGACGUGGUCGUGCUCUGCCGCGUCGUGCCGCUGGUGCUGCUCGGCACCCUCAACCUGACCCGCCGCCACGCUGCGUGGGUCCAGGUGCAGUGGGACAACAUGCUGCUUGUGGAGCUGCUGCUUGUCGCCUGCACUAGCCUCUUCUGGACGGAUCUGCGGAGGCGCCCCCACGCUGCCGCCCUCCUGCGGCUCAAGUACUGGAGCAGGCUGCUCCACCACGGGCUCGUGCCCGCCGCGGUGCUGUUCUGGCUCUUUUGCUUCGCCAACUUCGCGGGCCACCGGUCGCUGACCCCGCUGAUGCACGUCGUCGUGGCGGGCUACGCGGCCUCGGCCUUCAAGGCGGCCCACCCGGACCCCGCCGAGAGGCCCACGUGCGCGGACGUCCUCGACACCUCGGUGCAGAGCAACCCGCACGUGUCACACGCGCUCACGGCCAGCGUGGCGAUCGUCUUGGUGCCCAGCCUCCUGGUCGGCUCCGUCUUCGACUGGUGCGGCCGGGGCACGCCGGCGUCGGCGGGGGGCCUCGCGGCGGUCACCGAGUGCGAGCAGGCCUGGCGCGACAUCGGCUCUGACGACGACCUCGAGGGCUGGCACCAGGUGGGGCAAGCUGGACGAGGGCCUAUGUGCAGCAAGUGCGGCUGCAAGAAGAACACCAAGGGCAGCAAGUUCUGCAAGGCAUGCGGCCACAAGCUCUCGGACAUCAGCCCAGCCGUCGCUGCUGAACCCGCUGGUGUCUGGAGCGAGCAGCGCGGGCAACAGCACGGGGAUGCCGAUGGCAAAGACGGCAAAGGGUGGCCCUCUGUGGAGCUCGAGUUCCACGAGCUGGAGCAGUUGGUGGCCACGUUGGAGAAGCUGGGGGACACGGUCAGCCUCGCGAAGCACAGGCGCACCCUUCAAGAGCGGCGCCGACUCCAGCAGGAGGCGCUCUACGUGCCGCCGUUGUCGCAGAGGGUCAUUCAGGCCCACAAGCAGGUGCAGGACGUCGCGCAGGAGCUGGGGAAGGCGGUUUUGCACUUUGAGCGGCUCGAGGAGGGCCUCGAGAGCCAGCGGCGGUGGGUCCAAUCUCUUUGCGAGGACAUGGAGUCGAAGAAGGCUGAGCACCGAAAGCUGGUGGUGGAGCUCAAUCGUCAGGUGGUCGACAUUAGCCAGGAGUCAACUCCUGCAGUUGCCCCCAUCAGCGUGGCUGGCAUCUUAGACGGCUCCAUCGAGGAGAUCCCUCUCUCGUUUGCUGGCCUUGGGUUCGACGACGCUGAAUAUGAGAUGGAUGCAAAUGACAAGAAGGAGCUGGCAGAUCGCAGCGCCCGCCUCAAGAGUGAGCUGUCCAACGCGGUCAAGCAAAUGUUCGGGCAUGCGGCUGAGAAGGCCAAACUCUUCAAGGAAGAGCAGGAGGCCAUGGCACUACGGCUGGCUGGCAAGAGGCGGCGACAGGGCUCAGGAUCAGCUCCGAGAGGCACGGACGGCGAGGCAGCGGACGCCGACGCGACGGCAGCUGGAUCUCUUCGACCAGCUGACCGUUUCUGGAGCAACAAGACCGUGGACCUCGACUGGCCUCAGGUCGGGGGGUUCUGGGUCCCUGCCCUUGAUCGUCCAGACGAGGGCACGUCGAUGAUUGGAAGGCAGUACUGCAAGCAGCUGCACGCCGAGCCCGAGGCAGUCAUGCCUGAGCCCAUGGGGCAGAGGCCCGAGGCUAUGGGGCUUCCACCGGAUGUUGCAGAUCCUGCUCGGCAGCAGGCCAUCCAGGACUUCGCUGACAUGAGGGCGGACCUCAGGGACUGGGCUGCCGCCUGGUUUGACUCUCACACUGAGCUGGAAACCGACAGCGGGCACUGGAGGCGCUGGUGCAAGGCUUUCCUGGGCGCGAUGCUCGCGGACGGCGGGAACGAGCCGCUCAGGCGCCUGCUGAGGAGCUGGUUUCCAGGCUGGGACUUGGACAACAUCCUGGACGAGCUUUGCCUCAGCGGCUGGAGGCAGUCGGAGCCCCGCCGCAUCGCCUUCCUGGACAGGCUCAACAGAGCCCAGCCUCUGGAUCGGUGGCGGCUCGAGCACACGCACUGGAGGCACCUGGCGCAGAUCAGGGCGAUGGACUACGUCGACAACCUGACGGCGAAGCUGGUCAUGCUGUCGCACGCGCCCUCGUGGCAGCUUCCUGGCGGCAGAGUCUCGCCCAGCCAAGCCAACCUGAACGUGGAGCAGCCUCCGAUCACCAAGGGGGACGUCCUGUCACAGCUGGAGGGGCCGCCUACGCUCUGCUUGGCCAAGCUGAUGGACGACUUCGACGGGCCCAUCCCCCUGGUGGACGAGUUCCUGGCGGCGGCGCGUGCUGGCGGCCCUGGCGGCUCGCCAAGGCCUGCGGCUGCGCAGCCUGCAGCGGGCCGAGCAGCUGGCGCGGCUGGGCCUGCGGGCGGAGCGGCGGCGGCUUCGGCGAGCGCCUCGGCCACCUCGGGCGCGGCGGCGGUGCAGCCCGUGGUGCGCGAGGGCGUGCAGGAGCUCUUCGUGCCCGCCCUGGAGGGCGUCCUCCGCGCGCACGGCUUCGCGUCGGCGGAGGACGCCCGCGCCCGAGGGCGCGAGGCAGCCCUGGCGCGCGGGGAGCGGGGCCGCGCGCGGGAGCUCGGCGCUGCGGCCCCGCGCGCGGCGAGGAGGCGGGGCCAGCGCUGGUGA